GGCAAACAGGAGAACACAGAAGGGCUAAUGUCAUUUCUAAACGCUUUAACUCGGAGCCAGAGCUGCGGAGCGCACAGAUCUGGAGAGCGUCCUUUCCUCCCUUCCCUGCGCACAACCAUGCUCUAAAACUUACCAUAGAUUUUAUUUUUAUUUUUUAUUUUUAUUUCGCAAUUUGAGCCACACGAAGUUGUGUUUUUGAGAUUUGCACCUACCCAGAUGCAAGUGCUACUUUCAAUCUAACAAACGGGAUAUCUCGUUGGAUCUCUGGCUGACGUUUGUGAGAGCGGCCUUGUGUGAUGAACCUGGAGUGCAUCGACAGAGGGGAGCGCCCUGCACCUCGCGGCCCUGAUAUGGACUCUCACAUUGGGGGAAAGAUGGGCAAGAUGUCAGUGGGCUUUCAAAGGAGCUCUACGUCGGAUGACGAUUCUGGAUGUGCUUUGGAGGAAUACUCUUGGGUCCCACCGGGACUAAGACCAGAACAGAUCCAAAUGUAUUUUUCAUGUCUACCUGAAGAGAAAGUGCCAUAUGUGAACAGUCCUGGAGAGAAACAUAGGAUUCGACAGCUCCUGUACCAACUGCCACCACAUGAUAAUGAGGUGCGUUACUGCCACUCUCUGACUGAGGAGGAGAAGCGUGAACUGCAGAUGUUCAGCUCUCAAAGAAAGAGGGAGGCACUGGGCAGAGGAACACCCAAGAUCCUGCCUCGAGCACUCCAGCACACCCGCUGCGAACAUUGUGGUGGAGGUAUAAAUGGAGGAGAGAUGGCAAUUUUUGCCUCAAGGGCAGGGCCAAGCCCCUGCUGGCACCCAGCAUGCUUUGUGUGCGAAACCUGUCAAGAGCUUCUUGUGGAUUUGAUCUAUUUCUACCAAAAUGGAAAGAUCUUAUGUGGAAGACAUCAUGCUGAGCUUCUUAAACCACGAUGCUCAUCAUGUGAUGAGAUCAUCUUAGCCGAUGAGUGCACUGAGGCUGAGGGGCGGCAUUGGCACAUGAAGCACUUUGCCUGCUUCGAGUGCGAGACAAUGCUCGGUGGACAGCGCUACAUCAUGAAGGAUGGGCGGCCCUACUGCUGCGGCUGUUUUGAGUCUUUAUAUGCAGAGUACUGUGAAGCGUGUGGAGAAAAUAUAGGUGUGGACCACGCCCAGAUGACCUAUGAAGGAGUACACUGGCAUGCCACAGAUCAGUGCUUCUGUUGUGCCCAGUGUAAAACCUCUUUAUUGGGAUGUCCAUUCCUGCCUAAAGAGGGUCGCAUCUACUGCUCAAAGGCUUGCAGUCAAGGUGAAGACAUUCAUGCUUCAGACUCUUCGGACUCUGCCUUCCAAUCGGCCCGCUCACGUGAGUCCCGCCGCAGCGUGCGAAUGGGGAAGAGCAGCCGGCCCUCUGAACAGUGGAGACAGUCUGAGCUCUUUCACACCAAAGCUUCUGCUCCCGCUUUUGACUACGAGGGGGAGGGAACAACAGACAGGGACAUUGAUAUUAUGGGUCGUAAACUGUCUGCAUUGGGGCUAGAAGAAGAGAGGUUUUGGAGGGAUCGUGAGGAACAGGAUGUCGGAGGUGAAGAAGAUCCUGAGGAGUGGGCUCAGCAUGAGGACUACAUGACCCAGCUCUUGCUAAAAUUUGGAGACCGCGGAUUACAACAGCAACUUCAACAACCAUCCCUAAAAUCUCCCAGCCCUAGUAUUGAGAGAACUAGGUUAAAUAGUAUUUCCGACCCGUGGCUAAAACCUGAUGCUACAUCUUUAGGCAUUAGUGCCUCAUCUCCAACCCCUACAAGCCCCACACAGAGCCAUGCCUCAAACCAGUCCAGAGCCCUCAGCCCUGGACUCAUGAGCAAGAAAAAUCUGCCCGAAAUGUACUGGGCACAGUCUCAAGACGGGAUGGGUGAUUCUGCAUAUGGGAGUCAUCCAGGGCCUGCCAGUGCGCGGAAAAUCCAAGAGCUGGAGCUGGAUGAGGAGCAGGACCAAACCAGAUCUGGAAAGGUGUUUUGGCCAGACUCCAGACAGUGGUAUGAAGACUCCCUGGAGUGUAUCGCAGAUGAACUGAGGAAGGUCCAGCAGGGUGUAGGCGACUCCAUGGAUUCCCUAGCGCUUUCCAACAUCACCGGUGCUUCAGUGGAUGCAGAAGGAAGAGACAGGCCAGUGCGGUAUUCUCUUCAAGCCAUCCAGGAUAACCUGUUGAUGCCAGAUGACUGUGAGAAGAUGAGCAACAUGGGAACCUUCAAUUCCUCUCAUCUUAAUCACAGUAACAAUUCGCUCAACCUGAACCUGGAGAAAGUCACUGCAGAUGAAGAAGUGGCAAUGGCGAUGAGAGGAGCCCUGUCUCCCCGCUCUGAGGUCCUAUCUCCUUCAUUUGUUCAUGCUCCAGCACUCAGGAGGAGCAAGUCUCAGUCCAGGCCUCCUCAGGUGGUCACCUUUUCUGAGGACACUGUGGAUAAUGGAUAUGAGUAUGAUGUCAACAUUAGGAAACAUCCCAUGAGUGAGAGGCCUCAACGAAGGAUGUAUCGCACUGAUGAAAUGAGCCGAGAAAGAAACCGUCCAACCAGCCACCAUGGACGCAGCAAACAGCACCGACCAGGCAGACACCACAAGAGCCGCAAAACCCGCUCAGACAAUGCCCUUCACAUGGUGCCACUGGAUAAAGCACAAAGAUACUUUGACCCUCAACAGCAACUGGCAGACCCCCGGCAUGGGGGGAUGUUGGUGCAGCACCCCUCACAAAGGUUGCCCCUGGCCUUCUCCCAAACACAGUCGGACUACAUGCUUCAGGGACACUCAAAAGGAGACCAGCGGACUGAACACUUUAUGGGACUCUAUAGAGAGGAUGAAGAUGACUGGUGCUCUACAUGCUCUUCUUCUUCAGACUCAGACUCUGAGGAAGAGGGAUAUUUCCUGGGACAACCAAUCCCCCAGCCCCGUCCUGCGGGGAGAUACUAUGCAGAGGACUAUCCCACAAGAGUAACAGCCCUGUCUCCACAGAGCCACGGCUCACAUAGCCACCGGAGAAAGAGUCAUCGGUCUAAAAACUGCAUCAUUUCCUAACAGCUUAGACUGCAUUGCACUCCAUAGUAAAUAGACAAUUGUCUGAGCAACUGCUUUACACAGUUCUAAUGUGUGUUUAUUAUAAGCUCAUUUGUGUUACUGCUUUAAGAAAUUUUGCUUAUCACAUGUUGGUCCAGAUCUACUGACUGAUGGAAAUAGCAUCUGGACAUUGUAAAUUUGUAUAGAUAAUGGGAUUUAUUGAAUUUUAGCACUACAUGGACAGGUAUUUUAGGAAACCUGGCAAAGUGAAGACAUUUUUCAUUUCAGUAUUUUGUUUAUUCUACAAAUCUGUGCUGUGUAAUCAUAUUUUAAAGCAAUAUACUUGCUUAUAUUAAGGAAACACAAUUUUCCACAAAUGUAGAAAACUAUACUAUAAAAACUAACCAAUUAUUUAAUGAAUAACGGAACAAACUGAAAAUGUACAUAGUAAGUUAAAAGUUUGAAUACGAGUAUUUUUGUAUGUGUGGUAAAAAAAAACAAAAAAAUAAACAAAAAACAAACUCAUUAUUACCAAUAAAACAUCAACAGUCAUGAUUAAUGCCAUGAUAAUUAGAACACUGAUGUGCAUAACCAAUUUUAGUAAUUUUCCAUGUUCUUCCCAGUUUCACUCCCUUUGCUUUGCCAUAAACUUGCUAAUAGCUUUGUGAUGUAAGGAUGCUUGUAAUAAAUAUUUUUUGACUCA
Messenger RNA from Periophthalmus magnuspinnatus, 3717 nucleotides. It is a transcript of the gene prickle1b, whose product is annotated as prickle homolog 1b. The transcript has 8 exons. The coding region runs from base 297 to 3035 and encodes 912 amino acids. The record is from RefSeq and is a predicted model, not a curated record. NCBI's taxonomy places the organism in Eukaryota, Metazoa, Chordata, Actinopteri, Gobiiformes, Gobiidae. Gene Ontology annotation, molecular function: zinc ion binding.